Calliphora vicina (urban bluebottle blowfly) is the source of this 2889-nucleotide messenger RNA. Its product is annotated as calcium/calmodulin-dependent protein kinase kinase 2. The coding region runs from base 42 to 2774 and encodes 910 amino acids. Gene Ontology annotation, biological process: protein phosphorylation; positive regulation of protein kinase activity; intracellular signal transduction. The record is from RefSeq and is a predicted model, not a curated record. The transcript is spliced from 6 exons. Gene Ontology annotation, cellular component: cytoplasm. NCBI's taxonomy places the organism in Eukaryota, Metazoa, Arthropoda, Insecta, Diptera, Calliphoridae. Gene Ontology annotation, molecular function: ATP binding; calcium/calmodulin-dependent protein kinase activity; calmodulin binding.
CAACAAUCAUGAUAAAAAUAUUAUUUUGUCUUUAAAAUACAAUGGAAAAUCAUUUGCAUGGCCAUCAUGGACAAAUGGGGGAAUUGCAAAAUCAGGAUGGCUCGGCAUCAAUUUGUCAAGCGGUUGGUAACAGCAAUAGUUCAUCAAAAAUAAUGUCGAAUACGAGCAUUAUCGACAAAAAUUGUUCACAUCAAAAAGAACAGUGUCAAGAUCAAAAGCACUUUCAGUUGUGCGCCAAUAUGCCCGUUAGUGAUUCCAAAGUUGAAAGUCUAUGCCGAAGAACACCUGAAUCAAUUGAUAACAACACAAGAUCAAUGCAAGCAAGUGGGGGUGAAGUUGACGAUACAUCAGCCUACGUUGAACAUGAUAAUUAUGAUGACAGAAAUACUGUAGUGAAACAAUUACGAAAUGGUUGUGAUAAAAAUUCUUUUGACCAAAAACAAGACAUUUACAUUCCUUCUGGCCAAUUAGAAGGCAUUAAGCUAAAUCAGACAUCUACAGAUGACAUCUUAAAAGAAAAUAUGCUUGAGAAGUCUAGAACCAACAUUAAAGAUUCUGUUCCGUCUGGCUAUAGAACAAUUUGCACAUCUACAACUACUUCUUCCGCUGUGAUUCCUUCAGCUGGCCAAAACACUACCAAAGCGAGAGAUAUAGAUGAAUGUAAAUCGGAAAAAGACAACAAAGAGCCAUGCAUUAAGCAAAGGCUGGAUGAAAGCGCAGCUCUUCAGAGCGUAAGAGGAGCAAAAAGAGGUAAAACUAUAGCACAUUAUAUAACUAAUAAAAACACCGAUGCCGUUCAUGUGUCUAACUGUAGUACUAGUACGGCAGCAAUCAAUAAUCAAAUGACAUUUAAACAUGCAUGUCAAUCCCCAUAUAUAACCGUACUACCUUUGCAUGCUUGCAAUACAUUUAACCAUUUUCAUCAGAACCACCUUCACAUCCACCACCAUCACAACCAUAAUAAUUACCAAUCUGAAAGUGAAAAUUUUGCUAACGAAUUAACCAAUGCUUUGUCCUCUCGAUUGCUUUUUCAAAUAACAAAUAACUCCUCCUAUUGCACUAAUUCAGCUUCAAAGAGCCAAAGUAAAAGACAGUUCUCAUUUUUAAAAUCCCAAUCGCUUGAAAUUGUACAAGAUUCACCAUCCAUUCUUUAUCCUGAAACAGACGAUGAUGAUGAGCAUAUAUUUUUUCAACUGCCAGAAAUUGAUGGGGAUGAUCUACAAUAUAAACAACACAUGGUCAGCGAUCAAUCCAAAGAUCAACGACCGAAAAGCCCACAAUUAUCAAAUCUUGAAGAUGACCUCGGUACUUAUUCGAGGACAACAAAUGCUGACGACAUUGAUCAAGCUUCCCAGAAUGUAGAUGAAAGGAUUGAAGAUGAAGGUCUUGUGGUUACUAGAUCAUUGUCAUUAUCAUCACAAAAGACUGGAGUAGUUUUUAAAACACAAUCCCUCGAAUCUCGACCCAUAUAUCCGAAUGUUCCAUAUAGUCCAUAUGCUAGUCCGUAUAGUAGUCCUAGAUCAAAUAGGCGAAGACCACCAUUACGUGAAUCAAGGCGUAUUUCAAUUGAGCAAAGCGGCAGUUUUCUUCAAUUGAAUCAAUACAAAUUAAUGGAUCAAAUAGGACAGGGUUCAUAUGGUCUUGUUAAAUUGGCUUACUCCGAGGAAGAUUCAACUCACUAUGCAAUGAAAAUACUUUCAAAACGUCGUUUACUUCGUCAAGCUGGUCUUAUGAAACGAGGUCCAAAAAAAAGUACAUCGCCAUUAGAUCGAGUUUAUCGUGAAAUUGCCGUCUUAAAGAAACUAGAUCAUCCGAAUGUAGUUAAACUUGUUGAAGUGCUUGAUGACCCCGUGGAGGAUUCUCUUUACAUGGUUUUUGAAUUGGUUAAACAAGGCGAGGUAUUGAGUGUUCCCACCAAAAAUCCACUAAGUGAAGAAAGAGCUUGGAGUGUAUUUCGUGAUACCUUAUUGGGUUUAGAGUAUCUACAUUACCAGCGAAUCAUUCAUGCCGAUAUAAAGCCGGGAAAUUUGUUAUUAACCGAAUGUGGUCGAGUGAAAAUAGCCGAUUUAGGUGUUUGCAAUGAAUUCAUUGGAGAGGAUGCUACAAUGACUAAUGGUUCAACAGCUGGUACACCAGCAUUUAGAGCUCCAGAAUCAUUAAACGUGGGACAGAAUAUCUAUUGUGGUAAAGCUGCUGAUAUAUGGGCAUUGGGUGCAACACUGUAUGCAUUAGUUUAUGGCAAUGUCCCCUUUGUAGCCUCUUCCGUUCCAGCAUUAUAUGAGAAAAUAAAAAAUCAAGAACUAUCGUUUUCUGAAAAUCCAAAAACUUCUGUUGAGCUCAGAGACUGCAUUCAGUGUAUGUUAAAGAAGGAUCCAGCGGAUCGUAUAACUUUGCCACAAUUAAAGGAACACGCUUGGGUAACUGCGAGUGAUUUACAUCCAUUGCCCAGUGAGGAGGAAAACUGUCGGCUGGUUCAAGUCAGUGAUGAUGACAUUAAUUCCGUUGUGCGCAGCAUUCCCAAGUUGGAUACAUUGAUUUUAAUUAAAACAAUGCUAAAACAACAUUCCUUUGGCAAUCCAUUUUCACGUGGCAUAUCUGGUCGAGCCCCUCAACGUGGUGGUUCCCGCUUAGAAAGAUUCAUACGUGCGGGUCGUUCUAAUUCAGCACCUGGAUCCUAUAAUAUGAUUGUUGAUAGGCAACUAUCUAGUGAUAAUAUACUUCCAGCUCUUUGUGAGCAUUCUCCUUCAAAUUGCACAAAUGAGGAAUCUCAGUAAAAGCUAAACAUAAAUUUAUUACACAAAAAUAGAGACACACAUUAAAGUUAUAAACGAUAUAUUAUAAUUAUAAUAAUUAAACAAAUGCACAAAUACUAAUUAUAAAAGCAAAUAA